This is a messenger RNA of Leptosia nina, 1059 nucleotides long. Lineage: Eukaryota; Metazoa; Arthropoda; Insecta; Lepidoptera; Pieridae. The record is from the annotation of a GenBank genome assembly.
AUGACGCGAAGAAAGUACAGCCCGCUCUGGACGCAUUUUGAAGCGACGUCGUCGAAGAAGGCGAAAUGCAAUUAUUGUUCCCGGGAAAUAGCGAUUUCCAAAAGUUCCAUCGGCAGCCUUGGCCGGCAUUUGAAGACGAUCCAUCCGUCCAUCAAUAUAAAGAACGUCAUGGAAGAUACGUUGUCAGCAAACGAUUCCGACUCCGAUGAAUCUACCCUGGACCCUGACAGCGAGCUGUGGGGUUUUUUCGAUAAGGCACGUCACAACAUGGCCAAGUGCACCAUUUGCGAAGCCACCAUGAAGAGAAACUCGGAGACGCUGUACAAGCACCUGAAGGAAGCUCAUUCGAAGAUAUCUCAGAAUCUGGAGUUUAAAGACAAAGAUGAGAACUACACAGAAGUUAUAUACUUAGAGCAUCCGGAAAUAGAAGAAACUCAGACGAAAGACAAAGAAGUGACAACAGCGCAGCCAUGGCAACCAGAGACGAGAUCAAAGCUCAAGAGACGUUCCAGUGCAAGAGAAAAACCGAAAAUGGCUGACGUAAGAGAUAACCAGGGUAUUGAAGAUUUUGGCAGAUACAUCACUAGUUUGAUGAAAGAUAUACCGCGGGAAGUAAGUUCGCGACUCCAAUUGGAAAUAGUCAACAUGGUGAUGGCAGCCAAGACGAAGUCCAUGAAAGAUAGCCUAGAAGAAGCGUCAGAUGAGAAAUGCGAAGAAAUAGAAGAUCCUUCUAACCUACACACCUACGAGAGCAACACAGAAGACCCAAUUACAGACCAACACACAUUCGAGUUGAAGAAACGCCCUCACUUAAGCAAGACCGAAAAAGCGCCCAACGUAUCCACCCAUCCGGAAAAACGGCUCGGUGGAAGGGAGGAGAAGCAAAUCGAAGAUUUUGGCCAGUACAUAACGAGUUUAUUAAAAUGUCUGAAAAUGGAUACGAGCGCUCAACUCCAAAUGGAGAUAGUAAAAAUGGUUAUUACAGCUAGGUUAAAAUAUUUGAGUCGGUACCCCCUUGUAAUACAAGGUCUUAUCGAGUUACAGGAGAAUAUGACUUAA